GAGUUAUCAUGGAAGAAAAUAUUUUAAUUAAAAAGUUUGCGACUGUUUCAAAUGAGGCCCUAAAUACAAAAGCACAACUUGAAAAUGGGGAUGCCGGUAGCAUUAAGGACCAUACAAUGAGAAAGUGCAAAGCAUGUAUGGACAGUGACCAUGGCAUAUGUACGCUUGAAUUUAAGGAACAGCAAUCUAUACUUUUUGAUUUUGAUGGAGUACAAAGCCUUGGUUUAAAGCCAGAUGAAUCCUGCUUCUCUAUCUAUCUAUAUGACAAAGAUGACGAAUCAACCCAAAUGAAAAUCAAAGAGAAAUAUCCUCAGCAUAAGUUUAACUUUCUAGCAGCUCUGACAACAAAGUCUUUUUCAUUGGGACACAUAGGAAUAGAAGAAAAAAUUGGCACACCAACAAUGGGCACCCUAGGUGGGCACAUCAGGUUAAAUUCAGACAUAUAUGGAUUGACAUGUCAUCACGUUGUAAAGGAUGCGUCUCAUGGACAGAACGUUGGAGUAUAUAAAAAAGAACAAGCUGGAUUAACAUGGACCCCAAUUGGUACAUUGGAAUGUUCCCUUGCAUUUGAUCCUCAUGAAAGACAAGUGGAAACAUACGAUAUUGCACUUAUUAAGAUGACACAAUCUCACAAUCAGCAACCUGAUGACUGCAGAAGUUGUGAAAUGGCAACAAUAGAUGAUUUGAAACAUCGAAGAGAUGAAAUUCAAGAAAUUGGUGACAUAAAAGUGCAGAAAAAAGGAUCUAUGACUGGUGAAACAGAAAGUAUAGUAGCACAACUUGAUUUCUCCGGCAAGAUAACUUACAAAGAAAAUGGCAAGGAUAAAUGCGCUGUGCUUUUAAAAGCCAUUCAGAUAAAGAAUGAUGGCCAAACGCCCUUUGCUAAACAAGGCGAUAGUGGAUCAAUUGUAUACCAUCGUGAUGAGAGUAAAAAAUUAGUCAUUGGGAUGUUCUAUGCUCUCGAAACAACUAGAGAAGGAGAGAAGUUUGCUUAUGCUUUCCCAUUGCAGAAUGCUUUUGAGAAGUUAAAGGGUUUGUACCCAGACAUUUUGGGAGAUGCUACAUUUGGACCAAAUGGAAAUGUUAAGUUUACAUGCCAUGGUGAGAUAUGCCAAGAGGCUAUGACAAUAUAGACAACAUAGACAUAGUAUGAUGAAGAGC
Messenger RNA from Owenia fusiformis, 1161 nucleotides. NCBI's taxonomy places the organism in Eukaryota, Metazoa, Annelida, Polychaeta, Sabellida, Oweniidae. The record is from the annotation of a GenBank genome assembly.